AUGGCCUCGGCGAUGAAAUUCUCGUACUACACCCGCGCGGCCACCAAAGACGUCACCAACCUCGAGCACCCACCACUAUCCGCCACCAACUCGCUAAGCAACCUGGAGGACUUCAAACGGCGCUUCCGGCGCAGUGGAUCGCUCGGGAUUCCGUUUGUCCCGGAACAGGAUGCGAAGGCAUUAAAGCGCGAGCUUUCGAUCCGUGAGGUGGAUGAGGGCCAACCUGUGCUUACCGUAAUCGCGAAGACUCCAAAACGCCCUCGACAGAUUGCCGAGAUGCUGGCGGCGAUGCCGGCCGACAUCUCCGUGAAGCACAUCGAGACGCGCGACUCCAAGGAGAAUCAGAAUACUCUGGACACCCUCCUCGAGCUCGAGCUGGAAUACGGGAUGGACAGCGAGCAGGCGAUGGCCCACAUGAGAGGGAAUGGGCUGGAUGUACACGAGGUCUCCUUCUCCAUCCAACCCCAGCAGACGGAGAGCGAAAAGCUGGUGGAGCCCGGAUCGAACGACGCGACAACGGGUUGUGAAUGGUUUCCAAAGCACAUCGCCGACCUGGACAUCUGCGCGAAGCGCGUCAUCAUGUAUGGCGCCGGACUGGAUGCUGACCAUCCGGGCUUCAAAGACCAGGACUACCGAAAGCGCCGCAUGAUGUUCGCCGAGGUGGCCAUCAACCACAAGCACGGGGAAUCGAUUCCCAGAAUCGAAUACUCGGAGGUGGAGCGGAAGACGUGGGGCAUCAUCUACCGCAGGCUGCGAGAGCUUCACAAAAAAUACGCUUGCCAGGAAUUCCUCGACAACUUCGAGCUACUCGAGCGCCAUUGUGGAUAUUCUGAAAACAACAUCCCACAGCUGGAAGAUAUCAGCGUCUUUUUAAGAGCAAAAACCGGCUUUCGCGUCCGCCCAGUGGCGGGUUAUCUGACGGCGCGCGACUUCCUGGCCGGGCUGGCGUACAGAGUAUUCUUCUGUACGCAAUAUAUUCGACAUCAUGCCGAUCCGUUUUACACCCCGGAACCAGAUACUGUACACGAGCUGAUGGGCCAUAUGGCCCUUUUUGCGGAUCCAGACUUUGCCCAGUUCAGCCACGAAAUUGGGCUCGCCUCUCUCGGAGCCUCGGAGGACGACCUCAGCAAGCUGGCUACGCUCUACUUCUUCUCGAUCGAAUUCGGGCUCUCCUGCGACUCGCACCUCGACUCGAUCGAUACGUCUGGAGGGAAAGAAAAUCGAAACAAUCCGCCUUACAAGAUCUACGGCGCAGGGUUGUUGAGCAGCGCCGGGGAGCUGCAGCAUGCGAUCGAAGGCAAGCCAAAAGUCCUCCGCUUCGACCCGGAGCGCGUCGUCGAGCAGGAAUGUUUGAUCACCACCUUCCAAGACGCCUAUUUCUACACUCGGAAUUUUGAGGAGGCCCAGCAAAAGUUAAGAAUGUUCACCAACAACAUGAAGCGCCCGUUCGUCGUCCGGUACAACGCGUACACCGAGAGCGUGGAGGUGCUGAACAACCAGCGCUCGCUGAUGCUGGCCGUCAACUCGUUGCGCAGCGACAUCAAUUUGUUAGCCAGUGCUCUCCAUUUGACGCUU
Mesorhabditis spiculigera is the source of this 1575-nucleotide messenger RNA. The record is from the annotation of a GenBank genome assembly. Lineage: Eukaryota; Metazoa; Nematoda; Chromadorea; Rhabditida; Rhabditidae.